CUCUUUAUCAACGUUCAUCGUAAUUCGAACUUUAUCAACACAACUUUUGUUUCUUUAUACUAUCAAGUUUUAUACCAAGUAUAUUAUCAACAAUGAGAGAAAUCAUUAGUGUUCACGUCGGUCAGGCUGGUAUCCAAAUUGGAAACGCUUGUUGGGAACUGUAUUGCCUUGAACACGGUCUUCAACCUGAUGGUCAUUUUAUGGAAGAUAAUUCCUCUGAGAGUAAUGAUGCUAUGCAAACAUUCUUUAGUGAAGCAAAUGGCAGAAAAUAUGUCCCUCGUACAGUCAUGGUUGAUUUGGAACCUACCGUGGUUGAUGAAGUCCGAACUGGUACCUAUCGACAACUUUUUCAUCCAGAACAAUUGAUCUCGGGUAAAGAAGAUGCUGCCAACAAUUAUGCGCGUGGUCAUUAUACUGUAGGAAAAGAAAUGGUAGAUUCUGUCUUGGAUCGCAUUCGCAAACUUGCUGAUAAUACUAAUGGACUUCAAGGUUUCCUGGUUUUCCAUUCAUUUGGUGGCGGUACUGGAUCAGGAUUUGGUUCACUUUUAAUGGAAAGGCUUUCUGUAGACUAUGGCAAGAAAUCCAAACUUGAAUUCUCUGUUUAUCCUGCUCCUCAAGUAUCAACAGCUGUUGUGGAACCUUACAACUCCAUUCUUACCACUCAUACUACCUUGGAACACUCUGAUUGUUCAUUUAUGGUCGAUAAUGAAGCAAUCUAUGAUAUAUGUCGUCGCAAUUUGGAUAUCGAACGUCCUACUUAUUCCAAUCUCAAUCGAUUGAUUGCUCAAGUCGUAUCCUCUAUUACUGCCUCACUUCGUUUUGAAGGAUCUCUCAACGUUGAUCUUGCCGAAUUCCAAACCAACUUGGUACCUUAUCCUCGUAUUCAUUUCCCUUUGGUCACCUAUGCUCCCAUCAUCUCUAUGGCCAAAGCCUACCAUGAACAAUCAUCUGUAUCCGAAAUCACCUACGCAUGCUUUGAACCCAAUAGUCAAAUGGUCAAAUGUGAUCCUCGUAAUGGCAAAUAUAUGUCCUGUUGUCUCUUGUACCGAGGUGAUAUUACUACCAAGGAAGUGAAUCAAGCUAUUGCCUCUAUCAAAACAAAAAGAACAAUUCAAUUUGUCGAUUGGUGUCCUACUGGAUUCAAGGUCGGUAUCAAUGGUAAACCACCCACUGCUAUUCCUAAUGGUGAUGUCGCUCCUAUCCAACGAGGUAAGUGGAAUAUUGUCGCUAUGCUUGCAAACACUACAUCCAUCGCCGAUGCCUGGGCUCGACUUGAUCACAAAUUUGAUUUGAUGUAUGCCAAACGUGCUUUCGUGCAUUGGUACGUGGGUGAAGGUAUGGAAGAAGGUGAAUUUUCUGAAGCUCGUGAAGAUUUGGCUGCUCUCGAAAAGGACUACGAAGAAGUAGGAUCCGAUUCAUUGGGUGAUUCCGAAAUAGAAAACGAUGAAGAAUACUAGUUGAUUCAAUAGUGAUAUGAUUAGGAUAUAUAGUUUCCAAUUAUUUAGUCUUCUCCCCCAAUACUUUUUACUUUUCCAUCCUCUCUCUCUCUCUCUUAGAUAACAUGUGGAAGUUGUAUUCAACACUCCCUUUACUAUCUAUUUAUAUUUUAUGCGAACAAUAAAAAAAAAAAACAACUAUAAAAUUCAA
This is a messenger RNA of Halteromyces radiatus, 1647 nucleotides long. RefSeq names its product tubulin alpha-1 chain. Gene Ontology annotation, molecular function: structural constituent of cytoskeleton; GTP binding. Gene Ontology annotation, cellular component: microtubule; cytoplasm. The record is from RefSeq and is a predicted model, not a curated record. The transcript has 7 exons. Lineage: Eukaryota; Fungi; Mucoromycota; Mucoromycetes; Mucorales; Cunninghamellaceae. Gene Ontology annotation, biological process: microtubule cytoskeleton organization; mitotic cell cycle. Bases 93 to 1457 code for a protein of 454 amino acids.